This is a messenger RNA of Xenopus laevis (African clawed frog), 6355 nucleotides long. RefSeq names its product lamina-associated polypeptide 2-like. The transcript is spliced from 3 exons. Lineage: Eukaryota; Metazoa; Chordata; Amphibia; Anura; Pipidae. The record is from RefSeq and is a predicted model, not a curated record. Bases 1082 to 2272 code for a protein of 396 amino acids.
GCAGUACUGUAUGAGAAGCAGCACAGUGACAUGUGGAGGGACUGGGGCUGUUUGUACUAAUUGCAGCCUCAACAGUGACAUCUUCCUCACCCCAUUUCCUUACUGUGUCCCCCCCCCUGGCAGCAGGGAAUGAAGGGAAUAUUGUACUGCCGCUUUCCUGUUCCUUCCACAUGGCAGUGGGCACACUAUGGGUUAAUCCCCCCUGCCUCGUGAUUGGACAGGUUUUCCUCUAUAAAAGCUUACUUCCGCCCCCUGGCCGCCAUCUUUUUUCCUCCUGUCGCUCCCCCCUGAUGUCCAGCAGACUGCCUCUCUCCUGCUGAAGCUCCUGAGCCGAGGUUUUUUUUUUAUCCUUGUGUGAGCUCUUGGAGAAGCCGACGGGCUUAUGGCCAAAUUGUGCCCCCGGUGCGGUCAGACGCAAUGCCGUGCAAACGGCGCAUGCGCAAUAAGACACCGUUGCUUCCACAGCCAACAUGGCGACGGACGCCAGCGUGUUUUGCGGGCGCGCGAACGCAUGGACGCGGGCGCAUCUAUGCUGACGCACGCUCGAUAUUGACGCCAGGGCGCGAAAACGAGCGGAAAUGACGCAUGGAAGCAGAUUGGCGCGAAAAAAAAAAAAAUGUAAAUUCUGGGCGCCAUCUCCCCCUCAAGCUGCCAGACUGGUAAGAACUGUUUGCCUGAAGUGCCUUUGUGCGGUUCAGAGGGUACAACUGUAAGUACACCUCUGUUUAUUACGUUAAGCCCACAUGAAUGAGCAGGACACCCUGGUACAUAUGUUCCUCUCCUUCCAGGGUCAGAAUUAGGAUUAUUCUCAAUGAGUUCCAGACGCUCUCAUUCGGGCUCAAGGGGGUGAGUUAUUAUGAGAGGCGAAGAUUGGAUGUCUUUUCACAUGGGAAUAUACAUUGCUUAACUUAAACAGGGCUAAUUGUAUUCUUCUCUUGACAGGAGCUCUCCUGGAAGUCAGAGAAGAAAAUCCAAUAGGAGACAAUGUGCUUCCUGCAACGAUCCAGCUUUGCCAGACAGCAAUUCCUGUGCCAAAUGCAUACAGAAUCCGGAAGGGAAUCCGGCUCAAUUCAAUGAGUUCAUGUCUUGGAUGAAGGAGUCAUUUAACAAAUCCAUGGCUGAUAUGGUUACACAAGUGACGGAUAACGUGCUUAAAAAUAUCAGCCCCCAUCUCAGCGGUUUAGACCAACCAACACCUAUUGCUAUUGAAGCUCCAGAAGGUGCAGCAUUCAUCGGCGGAGGACAUCUGCAAGGCAGCAGUCUGGAAGGCCGAAGUGUCGAACUAAGGAGGGAUAGCCCAGAAUCAGAUGGAGAGCUAUCAACCACCAGUUCCACCAUAGAGGAUUCAGCUUUCAACACAGAUCUAGUAGAGCCCUUAAUCAAAGCUUUAAGGAAAACCUUGGAUUUGGAAGAUAAAUUACAAUCUCCAACCAAAAAAGACAAAAUGUUCAAAUCCAUAGCAAAGAAAAACCAUUUGUUUCCUAUCCAUGAAUUUAUUAAGAAGACAGUAGACUCUGAAUGGGAAAAUCCAGAUAGAAAAUUCACUGUUUCAAGAAGAUUCAGAAAGAUGUUCCCCUUUCCAUCAGACCAAUCCAAAGCCUGGGAAUUCGCUCCCAAAGUGGACGCAGCGAUCACUCGCGUGGCCAGAAGAACCACACUUCCAGUGGACGAAGGUGUCUCACUUCGAGACCCCAUGGAAAGGAGGCAAGAUGCCUCACUCAAAAGAGCUUACGUAGCAGGAGGAGCUACUUGCAAAGCUGCUGUGGCCAUUACCUCUGUCACCAGAGCCAACAAUAUCUGGCUACAGGAACUGGAAGAAGCUAUUAAAAAAGGCGAAGACAGGAGCAAACUAGCCCACAUGCUACAAGAUAUCAAGGUGGCGAACGAUUUUGUAGCCGAAGCAUCCAUGGAUGUGGUCAAACUGGCAGGGAAAUCCAUGAGUCUGUCAGUAACCGCGAGGAGAGGUCUUUGGUUAAGACACUGGAACGCGGACCCGCAAUCCAAACACAACCUUUGCUCCCUACCUUUUAGGGGUAACCUACUGUUCGGACCAGAAUUGGAUCAAAUUAUAUCCAAAAUGUCCGCAGGGAAAUCACCCUUUCUCCCUCAGGAUAGACGAGAUGGGAGACAGGUCAGAGGCAGAUUCAUCUCUAGACCCAAUUUCAAAGAUGCCAAACAAUACAAACCAGGCAAACCUUUUUCCAGACAGUGGAAACCUAAAGACCAGUCCUUUCCGGGGAAGAGUGUCCAAAAACAGGAAAAAAGGGCAUGAAGGUCUUGGAGCCCCUCAGUCCAUUGUAGGAGGCAGACUCUCUCUUUUCAAGACGGAGUGGGCUCGGGAAAUAAAAGACACUUGGGUAACAGACAUACAGAAUGGGAACUAAACCAAAAAGCAUUCCUCCUCAUCCAAUCAAAAUGGGGUCCUUUUGCCCUAGACCUAAUGGCAACGAGCAGAAACACGAAACUGGCAACCUUUGUGUCUUGGGGCCGGGACAAAGGGGCAGCAUUCAAAGAUGCAUUUUCAAUAACAUGGAACUUCCACAGACCAUACCUCUUCCCUCCAUUUCCCCUGAUUCCCCGGAUCUUAGACAAGAUCAAAGAGGAUCGAACGGAGGUGGUGUUAGUAGCCCCACUCUGGCCAAGGAGACCAUGGUUUCCUCUCCUCCUACGACUAGCAGUCGAACAACCUCUCACCCUUCCGGUCCUCCCGGAUCUCCUCAGCCAGGGGGUAAUUUUCCAUCCUCAUCCCGAGAGACUACACUUGACGGCAUGGCUCUUGAAAGGAGGAACCUGAGAUCAUCUGGGUUAUCUGCUAACUCCAUUUCCACACUUUUAGCAGCAAGGAAAUCUUCCACCAUCCAAAAGUAUUUCACGGUAUGGGAAAAAUUUCUGGACUGGGGUAAAUCUAAUGACUUGAAUCACCAAAACCUAUCAGAAAUCAAGCUAAUAGAGUUCCUUCAGCAAGGGGUUGAUAGAGGCCUCAGCAAUUCCACUCUUAAAGGCCAGGUUUCGGCUAUAUCUCAUUUCUCCGAAACUCCUUGGGCUCAACAAAAAAGAUUGAAAAGAUUUUUCCAAGGGUUAAGAAGACUCAGACCUAGAGUCCGCUCAAUCGUUCCCCCUUGGGACCUCAACUUAGUCCUAAACUCCUUAACUAAGGAACCUUUCGAACCUUUGGACACAGUACCCCUCAAGUUUCUGACACUCAAGAUGUGCUUCCUUCUAGCGAUUACUUCAGCAAGGCGAGUGUGCGAGCUGCAAGCCCUGUCAAUACAAGAAGGCAAACUUUCUUUCUUACAAGACAGUUAUCUUAAAAACAGCAGACGAGUUUCGCCCUAAAAGACUCUCCGACUUUCAUACAUCCCAAGAUAUCAUACUGCCAUCCUUCUUCCAAGAUCCGAAGUCGGAUGAGGAAAUACGUCUACACACUCUGGAUGUCAUUAGAUGCCUGUCUAUCUAUUUAGAUAGAGUCAAGACCGUCAGGAAGACCGAAUCCCUCCUGGUGAUCCCCUCUGGGAACAAAGCAGGAACUCAGCCUUCCAAGUCGACAAUAGCCAAUUGGAUCAAGCAAUGCAUACAUCUAGCUUAUAACUCUCAACAAGACAGUGUACCCUCUAAUGUAAAAGCGCACUCCACGAGGGCAUUGGCUGCGUCCUGGGCAUUCCAUUCCAGGGCUUCGGCGGAAGACAUCUGCAAGGCGGCAGUCUGGUCUUCCCUUCAUACGUUUGCUAAACACUAUCAUUUCGAUGUUUUCAUGAAAAAAUGCUCGGCUUUCGGUUCAGCCGUUCUGCAGUCUGCUCUACUUGAUAAUUAAAUUUUCCCUCCCAGCAAUUGUGUUGAUCUUUUGUACAUCCCAUAGUGUGCCCACUGCCAUGUGGAAGGAACAGGAAACGAGAAAAUCAAUUCAUACUUACCGAGAUUUUCUUUUCCUGGACUGUAACAUGGCAGUGGGCACAGCUUCCCACCCUGUUUGGGGGAGACUCCAGUACGUCAAAGAUGGCGGCCAGGGGGCGGAAGUAAGCUUUUAUAGAGGAAAACCUGUCCAAUCACGAGGCAGGGGGGAUUAACCCAUAGUGUGCCCACUGCCAUGUUACAGUCCAGGAAAAGAAAAUCUCGGUAAGUAUGAAUUGAUUUUCUCGUUUAUUGUGAAUUUAUUAUUUCUCCUCAGACACAAACAAUGGACUGUGAGAGCUUUUAUUGGUGGCCCCGCCCCAUCCCCUUAUACGGACUGCUGAUUGGCUGCUGCGAAGAUGAGAAGAUCCAGUGGGAGCCACUUGUGUUUUCUAGCCGAGCCCUUUAGAGAAGACACAUAGCCCAAUGGCGGAAGGAAGAUACCCUUGAUCAUGUGAAUCUGAUGAAUAAACUCAGUGUUGCUAGGAAACGGCUUUCUCUCUCUUCGUUGUCGUUAGGGGCAGGACACACGUCUUUGUCUGGGGUGACACACGUCGUGAACUCCCUCCCCGAUACAACACGACACAACACACUGUGCAGCUCUCUGAUAGGCGUGACGCGUCUCCUAGCAACCGCGCAACUUCCGGGACCUUCAUCCGCUGCGCCCGGAAGUGUUCGGCUCUCUGCGCAUGUGAAAAUCUAGUUUAAGACAUGAGCGCCACCUGGUGGCGAUAUUGAGAAUAGACCGUUAGCGGACAGGGCUUUAUAGGCAAGGAGAGAGGAAGUGGGCGGGGCGCGUCUCCUAGGGCAACAGCGCAACUACUGGGACCAACAACUCAUCCUCCGCCCGCAAGUAUUCAGCUCUCUUGCGCAUGUGCACGGAAAAUGCACGUAUUUGUUUCCCCUGAUAAUAUCUGCCCCUAUGUGGGUAUUUAUUUCCCGCCUUGCUGCGGUCUGUUCUGGAGUCUGGGGGCAGUGUGACUCCUCCUGUUACAUAACUGCCUCACACUGGCUGGAGGCUUUAGGGGUGUGUCACUUGCUCACUAUGGGGGGGUCUCUCGCCUGUUCUUCUGGGCUCUUUCUUUCUACUGACACCCAGGGAAGCUUCAUUUCUAUUCAGGGGUGGGCCUUCCAGCCCAAGACAAAGUGACCAAUAGAAAGGCUCAUCCAAGCCCCAUUGGUGGGACUCAGGCCACAAGCAGGAAGCAGAGGUGAGUAAGGAUUGUGCUGAGAGUAAAGGGCCAAGAGCAGCUCUUCCUUGUGCCUAAUCUGCCGCCCCACUUUCUCUCCCAACAGGACCUGAUCGACUCCUCAGACCUGCUGAACAUGGGCCACUUUGGCUCUUCUCCAGUGUGCCAGGGCCACCAGGAGAUAACGGACCUUCCCGAAUUAUUAUAAGAUUUCCUUCAAGGAGCUUCGGCCCCUCCCCCAGAGCACAUUAUUCCCGACACGUCCCUUGAGGAGCUGCAUCUGCUCAUGCACUUCAUGCUUUAUCCGUCCAAUCAGAGGAUCCGGGCAGGCUCUGCUACAUCCAUAUCUCUUGGGAAGUGUCCGGCAGAAGUGUCCGGCAGCUCCAGACAGAAUUCCAUACGGAACAGCAUGAUCUGCACCCACAUAUGUACUGCCCCACCCCUGCAACUGGCACAUCAGGGGGAACCUCCAGUUUGGCUCUUUGUGCCUAGAUAGUCAUUCUGCACUACUGUCUAUAUAGUGUGUGUGUGUGUAUAUAUAUAUAGUGUGUAUGUAAGAGGGUGAUUGGGUUGUGUGCUGAAUAUGUGUACAUUGCAUGUGUUAAGUAAAUGUUUGAGUGAUGUAAAAUGUUAAAAUGAUUGUUUAAAGCUGUAAUGUGCACAGAUUGCCACAAGGUGUCAGUGGUGUCAAACAAGUAAAUGAAGGAGGUUUCAUGGGGUUACCAAGGGAAGGGCACAAAGGUAAGAGCAGCACAUGUAAGGGAACAGUUAAGGGGAUGGCUAAUUGGGAAAGGUAUAAAAAGGGAAACCACAUUCAUGGGUGGUUGGUGAAGACAGCUGGAAGUGGUUAGUGCUAAGGAUACGUGUUGAGUACUAGAUGAGGUAACAUCUAGCAUGGGUGCCUUUCACCCCAACAAAGACAUAGAGGCUUAGGAGCCAGAGCUCUGCCAGUGAGGGCAGCAGUGUGAGGAGACCCGGAGAGAACUUGCUGGAGUCUGGAGUAGCUCACAGGGACAUCGGACAUAGGAUCUCACACUGGUAACACCAGAAGGUGGAAAGGAAUUCCUACCCGGAGUAGAGCAGGGGGACGUAGCGCAUACGUCUGGUUACUAGGACCGGGAGGUGAGUGACCCUGCAAAGGGAUGUUCCCUUGACUCUAGGACAGGGGUCGUCAACUGAACAGUAAAUUCCUUGCAGGAGAUGCAGAGACUUACAGUUGUGCAUGUGCCCUGGGAUGUUACUAAAGUUCUUACAAUAAAUAUUCCACGUUUUUAUAA